This is a messenger RNA of Carya illinoinensis, 1788 nucleotides long. RefSeq lists its product as uncharacterized. The record is from RefSeq and is a predicted model, not a curated record. The transcript has 3 exons. The coding region runs from base 1 to 1788 and encodes 595 amino acids. NCBI's taxonomy places the organism in Eukaryota, Viridiplantae, Streptophyta, Magnoliopsida, Fagales, Juglandaceae.
AUGGUGUUAAGGAGAGCUUGGGGUAACAAUGGAUCACUGAACCAAACUGUUAUAGGCUUGCUGAAUAAUAGUAGAAUGGCCUUUCAGAUCUGGAGUAAGAUGAAGAAACAGAGGAAUGGGAAAGAGGUGGAAGAAAAAACAAAGCUUUUACAGAGGUUACAGGCUGAGGAAAGCAAUGAAAACGUGGAGGAAAUAAGGAAAAUAACUACAGAACUGCAUUCUUUGUUAGAAAAUGAGGAUCUCUGGUGGAAACAAAGGGCUAAAACAGAUUGGUACAAGCAUGGAGAUAGAAAUACAAAGUAUUUCAAUGCUUGUGCUAAUCAAAGAAGAAAAAGAAACUUUAUUAAAGAAGUGGAGGAUGAGAGUAACAACAUGGCUUGUGGAUACAUUCAGGUGGAAGAAAUUUUUAGGAAGUAUUUUGGCAAUGUUUUUCAAUCUACACAGCCAAGUAAGGUUGAGAUUGAAUCUUGUCUGGUGGGUAUGGAUAGAAGGGUUACUGAGAGGAUGAAUGAGAGGCUGUCAAGAAGAUUCACAGCAAUAGAAGUGGAGCAAGCAGUGAAACAGAUGGCACCAUUGAAAGCACCAAGCCCAGAUGGUUUUGGACCAUGCUUCUAUCAAAAUCACUGGGGUAUAGUGUCAGAAGAAGUAAUCAAAGCAGCCUUGGCAAUCCUGAAUGGUAGUCCUUUGGAUCAUAACCUCAAUUAUACCUAUCUAGCCUUGAUCCCAAAGACAAAGUCCCCUAGAAAAGUGACAGAGUACAGACCCAUCAGUCUGUGCAAUGUCUUGUACAAGAUAGUCUCUAAAACCAUCACAAACAGGACAAAAAUUGAAGAAUGGAGGAGAAUUCAAGGGGCUUCGCAAGUAUAUGAAAAGGCAUCGGGGCAAUUUCUUAAUAAAGAAAAAACUGCUGUCUUUUUUAGCAGAAACUCUUAUCAAGCUAUAAAGGAAGUUGGCCAGAAUUUUGUUUGUGGUACAUAUGAAAAAUACUUGGGUCUUCCUGCUAUUGUAGGAAGGUCUAAGUUUAACACUUUUAGAAGUUUAAAGGAGAGGAUUUUGCAGAAAAUAGUUAGUUGGGAAAAUAAGUUUCUAUCCCAAGUUGGGAAAGAAGUCCUUAUUAAAGCUGUUUUACAAUCCAUCCCAACUUAUACCAUGGGGGUUUUUAAACUCCCAAGCAGACUGUGCAAGGAUAUUAAUGGGAUGUUUUCUAAGUUCUGGUGGGGAAAACAACAGGAGGGAAGAGAGAUGAUAUGGAGGAAGUGGGAAAGGCUGAGUGUGCAGAUAGGAAAAUGGGGCAUGGGCUUUAGGGAUUUGGAAAGCUUUAACACAGCUCUUCUUGCUAAACAAGGGUGGAGGAUUCUCAAGUAUCCCCUUAAUCUAGUAGCAAUAAUAUUCAGAGAGAAAUAUUUCAAAAAAGAGAGCUUUAUGGAGGCAAAGUUGGGAUCACAACCAUUCCUAAUAUGGAGAAUCAUAUGGUCAGCUAGAAACCUUUUGAAAGAAGGGCUGAGGUGGAGAGUAGGGGAUGAAAUAUGGGGGUCGAAGUGGGUGCCAAGUCCUAUCUCUUAUGCUGUUCAAUCUCCGGUGAAGUUACUGAAAGAAGAUGCUAAAGUUGAGGAGCUGAUUAAUUUAAGGGAAAGGAAUCAAGGAGAAAGUUCAGCAGAAGAGAGGAAGGAUGACAGGUGGAACCGAAUUUGGGAGCUGAAGGUACCAGGAGUGACAAAACUGUUCAUAUGUGGAGAGCUACAAAUAAUUUGUUACCCACAGAAGAAAACCUGUAUAAGAGGAAGGUGA